AUGGCCAGCUGGAUGCGCUCGGGGCUACAGAACGUCGUCGACGGAUCCCGACGGCUCAAGGAAGAGAUCCUCCAAAACGCAGGCGUCUACGGCGCCGGGUAUUCGGACCCAGUUCUCGAAGCACGCACGCAGCGGUAUGCGCAGCACAGCGUCGCGAUCGACCGGCUUCACGCCGCGACGACGACGUACAUCAAGCAGCUCGACGCGCUAUCGGCCGCGUCCACGAGCCUCGCGCACGAGUUCAAGAGCUACUUCAACAUGCAGCUUUCUCAAUCCACGGGCCAAGACGACGCGUCGGAUGGGCUUGUGGGGCAACUCGCCCGCGCAUCCGAUUGUCUCGAGACGUUGCACUGGACGCUCAAGCAGCACGUCGUUGACGCGUCGGCGUCGAUGCUCUCGGAGAAGGUGCUCAAACCACUUGGCAAGCUCAAGCAGGACGCUGCUGCGACGCAAAAGACCAUCCAGCUGCGCAAACAAAAGAUAUUGGACUUUGAUGCACUUCGGCGGUCCACGGGCACGAGCCGUCCGUCGGCGGAAGCACAGACGCGGCUGCGCACAUCCGAGGAAGCGGUCGUUGCGGUCACGACGCAGCUCAACACGGCGCUGGACGCGCUCGAAGCCCAGCGUGGUUACCUGCUCCGCACAGAACUUCUCGCGCUCUCAGCGUCCCAUGUCUUUGUAUCGAGCAAGAGCGCCGAGGCCUUCCAGCAGCUCAUUCCGCUCAUGCCCGGCAUGGCCUUUCGGCUCACGGAGCUCAGCGCCAAGUCGGCGGGCUUGGUGGACCCGACGGCGGGACCUGUGCUGGGUAUCUUGGACUAUGCGGGGCCGGACGCCGUGCUCUCGUCGCCGGUCAAUGCGAUGAACCUCCUCGACCUCCCGACGACCGACGUCCCGCGCUUGAACGACCAAGACCCGUUCGAGCGCAUGCACUGCGCGCAGCAGCUGGCGCAAGAGACGUACCAAGCGGCGCCCGAAGCGACCCGCGAUGCGACGCCAACGACGAGCAGCAACCCCGUCGAUGCGUUCGACGUGGGGCUGCAGUGGAUGAGCUAA
Messenger RNA from Saprolegnia parasitica CBS 223.65, 1053 nucleotides. RefSeq lists its product as hypothetical. Gene Ontology annotation, molecular function: protein binding. The coding region runs from base 1 to 1053 and encodes 350 amino acids. NCBI's taxonomy places the organism in Eukaryota, Oomycota, Saprolegniomycetes, Saprolegniales, Saprolegniaceae. The record is from RefSeq and is a predicted model, not a curated record. The transcript is spliced from 9 exons. Gene Ontology annotation, cellular component: cytoplasm.